Messenger RNA from Pteropus alecto (black flying fox), 611 nucleotides. RefSeq names its product guanylate cyclase activator 2B (gene GUCA2B). Bases 54 to 392 code for a protein of 112 amino acids. The record is from RefSeq and is a predicted model, not a curated record. Lineage: Eukaryota; Metazoa; Chordata; Mammalia; Chiroptera; Pteropodidae. The transcript is spliced from 3 exons. Gene Ontology annotation, molecular function: guanylate cyclase activator activity. Gene Ontology annotation, cellular component: extracellular region.
GGAAGCGGGUGGCAGCUGGGUGGACAGCAGUCGUGGGGUGCCGAGGGAGCAAGAUGGGUGGCAGAACUGUGUCAAGGUUUCUGUCCGGAGUGGCUGUGGUCCUUCUGGUGCUGCUGCAGAGCACACAGUCAGUCUACAUCCAGUACCAAGGCUUCCGGGUCCAGCUGGAUUCCGUGAAGAAACUGAAUGACCUGGAGAAGCAGUUGGCAUUCAGCCCCCACCUGCAGGCCCAGAAUGUCCUGCCCACCCCAUGCUACCACCAGGCCCUACCACCGGACCUGCAGCCCAUCUGCACCUCCACGGAAGCUGCCACCACCUUCCAGGCCUUGAAGACCAUCGCCAAUGACGACUGUGAGCUGUGUGUGAAUGUUGCGUGCACCGGCUGCACCUGAGAUGGACCCAGGCGCCCUGAGCCCACCCUGGACUCCUUGCUCCACCCCCAGCCCACUGCCCUCACAGCCCCUGUCCCCAUCCAAGCUCUGGAGGAGCCCUGACCACUGUGGUCAUUGCCAUCCUCCUAGGGCCAAAGCAGCUGGAUCCGGCACAAAGCAAUUAGGAGAGAGUUUGGCCCUUUAGGCAGCCCCAUUGCUGAAUAAAGAUUCUCCACCAUA